AUGUUCUACAAUCUCAAUCCUUUUUCAUCUCCCUACACCACUACCGAAAUCAGCGACCUUCUGAUUUAUCCUAUAAAAUCUUGUCGAGGCAUCUCAAUUAAAUCGUCCCGCCUUACCACUCAUGGCCUUGACCUUGACCGACGCUGGAUGUUCGUUUCCGGCGAUGACCAUAAAUUCAUCACAAUCCGCGAUAUUUCAUCUAUGACCUUGAUCGAUACUGCUUUUGCUACAGCCAAAUCUCCCUCUGAAUCUGGCAGUGAAGAUGCCGAAUAUCUGGUCAUCAGUAUUAGGAAUACAGACAAAAAAGUCACGGUUCCCGCACGACCCACAGAACAAUGGUUGAAAGACAACACAAGCUUGACACAAGUGGACAUUUGGGAUUACAAGACAGAUGGAUAUGUAUACAAGGAUGAGAUAAACAGCAUAUUCAACGAUUUCUUUGAGAAAGAUGUUAAGCUGGUAUAUAAGGGACCAACGCCCAGAAUUCUGCGGGGUAACGGAGCACCAGAAAUAUUGGGAAGAGAGGAGAGCACAAACUUCCCAGAUGUGAUGCCAGUUUUGAUCGCAAAUGAAGCUUCUCUUCAAGAGUUAAAUCAAAGAUUGGCGAAGAAAGGAGCGGAUGAGAUCACGAUUGAAAGAUUUCGUCCGAACAUCAUUGUGAGGGGUAAAGACGAGAAUACAACCGAUGACACCGCACCCGCUGCAUGGACAGAAGAUAAUUGGAAGCGAGUGAAAAUAAUCAACAAGCCAGACUCGGGACUUUUAUCCACCGCGAUGGGCUCAAAUGGGUUGGAUAUUGAUAUCCAGGCUCGGUGUGCAAGAUGUCAGGUUCCAAAUGUGAACCCAGAAACUGCGGAAAAGAACAAACACGAGCCAUGGGAUACAUUGGUGAGCUAUAGACGUAUAGAUGAAGGUAUCAAAUGGAAGCCAUGCUUUGGUAUGCUGGGUGUACCUAGGUCAGACGGGCCCAUUGCUGUGGGGAUGAAAUUUGAGGUUCUGGAAACGACAGAGGAUCACAAAUAUAUGAAGGGAUUCUAG
This is a messenger RNA of Botrytis byssoidea, 1038 nucleotides long. RefSeq lists its product as uncharacterized. Gene Ontology annotation, molecular function: catalytic activity; molybdenum ion binding; pyridoxal phosphate binding. Bases 1 to 1038 code for a protein of 345 amino acids. The transcript has a single exon. NCBI's taxonomy places the organism in Eukaryota, Fungi, Ascomycota, Leotiomycetes, Helotiales, Sclerotiniaceae. The record is from RefSeq and is a predicted model, not a curated record.